AAGCAGGUCAUAUCCAAAUUUCUGUCAAAAUUUUAAGUGAAUUAACACAAUUUCCGCGAGUGCAUCCGGUCUAAUUUCCAAAUUUGAGUCGCUAUUUUCCAUUUCAUUCAUUAACCGCUAGUGAUAAAAUAAAAACCAAAUACCGUUAGUGCAGUUUCGUGCGGUUUUGUAUAACUUUUUAAGGGAUAUUUUACAAACUGACUCUUAAUAAACCUCACACGAUGACAGACGAAGUAAAGGAAAGCAAGAGCAUGAGCAAUGGAUCGUGGGCAACCAAUGGAUUUCUAAACUAUCUGUGCGACUUCCGUAGACAAAACGAGAACUUGAGUUGGCUAGAAUUAGCCAAGGAGGGAGCCAAGUCCUGGGAGAGAAUUAGCGAGGAAGAGAGAAACUAUUACCGCAAUAUGUCUGGGAAUAAAGUUGGGAUCAUUGCCAUGUCAAUGGAUGCUAAGCAAUCUGAAGUAAUCAAUGGGAUUUGUAACAAUCCCAUGGUCACAGAACGCGCUAUAGGAUCCGUAUCUUGCAUGAAGCCAAAGAAAUCCCGCGCCAGGCCAAGGAAGAAUGCAGCAUGCGCAAAGCCAAAGAGGAUGACCCGUCCAAGACCGAAAAAGUCUGCUUGUGCUAGGCCUAAGAAGUCGGCUUGUGGCAACUCCAAGUGCAGCAAGCCUGGUCCUAUCACCAAUAAUGGCUAUUUGAACUUUGUUCGCGCAUUCCGCAAAAAGCACUGCGACCUGAAGCCGCAAGAACUGAUCAUGCAGGCAGCUAAGGCCUGGUCCAGGCUCCCGGAGGAGAGAAAGGAUCAUUACCGCCGCAUGGCCUGCAAGAUCACCCAGAGUGAGCGCCACAAACGUCGCCGCAUUUGUAAUCGCUGCUAGAAUCCUAUAACCCUGGGAGAGGGAGUCCCAGGCUCUAUUUUUUCUUUUUUGCCGUCAAUUUCGUAAAGCAAAAAAAUGUUUUGAUAAAAUACAAAAAUCUUUAUUCUACAAA
Molecule: messenger RNA, 987 nt
Organism: Drosophila eugracilis
Lineage: Eukaryota; Metazoa; Arthropoda; Insecta; Diptera; Drosophilidae
Product: protamine-like protein 99C
Exons: 3
Coding region: 222-875 (217 amino acids)
Biological process (GO): spermatogenesis; sperm DNA condensation
Source: RefSeq, a predicted model, not a curated record